AAUAAACGUGCGCUUUCAAAAACAAAAUUCUUUUCAUGUCAUAAAACUUUAUUACAAAAUUCAAAGAAAAUAAUCAAUCUCUAAAUCUGCAAACACACAAAAAUACAAACCAUACAAAAUGGACCCCAAUAGAACAAUAAAGCAAUUCCAUGAAAUGGAAUUAGACGAUCGAAUAUUAAAGGCCAUAUCCCACCUUGGCUGGACCCAUCCAACCCUCAUCCAAGAAGCAGCAAUUCCACUUCUUCUCGAAGGCAAAGAUGUCAUAGUGAGAGCUCGCACGGGCUCUGGCAAAACAGCCGCCUUUGCAUUGCCAGUUAUUCAGAAAAUCCUAAAUUCCAAAUUAAAUGCCGUCGAACAGUCCAUCAGUGCUCUGAUCUUAUCGCCCAGCAAGGAACUCUGUCAGCAAACAAGAACAGCAAUGGAACAAAUGGCCUCCAAGUGCGGCAAAGUUAUCCGCAUUGUCGAUGUCUCUUCGAGUGAUGUUGUAACACAAAAACACGCUCUAGCCGAAAGACCCGAUAUUGUCAUCACAACACCAGCAAAGAUUCUAACGCAUCUUCAGUCGGGCGCCAUAGAUCUGAAGAAAUUGGAGAUGUUGGUGGUCGAUGAGGCCGAUUUGGUGUUCAGUUUUGGCUUCGAGAAGGAUUUCAAAAAACUCGUUGAUUACUUGCCUCCAAUUUAUCAAGCCGUUUUGGUAUCAGCGACCAUAACCGAUGAUAUCAAAGACAUGAAAAACCUGAUUUUGCACAAUCCAGCAACUCUGAAGCUCGAAGAACCCGAGCUAGUGCCUGAAAGUCAGCUCUCACAUCAGAGGAUUCUCGCCGAGGAGAACGACAAGCCAGCAAUACUCUGUGCUCUUCUGAAACUCAGACUCAUUCGCGGCAAGAAUGUUAUAUUUGUCAAUUCCGUGGACAGAUGUUACAAACUCAAAUUGUUCCUUGAACAAUUCAGCAUCAAGUCAUGUGUGUUGAACUCAGAGCUGCCCACAAAGAUCCGCAUUCACACCAUAAAUCAAUUCAACCAGGGUAAUUACGAUUUCAUUAUUGCUUCCGACGAGCAAAUGCUGGAAAACCCGGGCCGCGUGAAAAGUGACACAGAAUCGGGUGCAUCGAGAGGAAUUGAUUUUCAGUGUGUGUCCAACGUGAUCAACUUUGACUUCCCUCUGGAUGUGAAUUCGUACAUCCACCGAGCAGGAAGAACCGCCAGAGGAACGAAUAAGGGAUGCGUAUUGUCGUUCGUAAGCAUCAAGGAUCAAGAAGUCAAUGACAUUGUAGAAGAGCGCCUCAAAAGCGGCUACACAAGUGAAGACACCAUCAUCAAGAACUAUCAGUUCAAACUGGAGGAAGUCGAGCCUUUCCGUUAUCGAGCGAAGGACGCCUGGCGGGCCAUAACCCGCAUCGCAGUCCACGAGGCACGUUUGCGUGAAAUCAAAACAGAAAUAUUCAACAACGAGAAGCUGAAGAGUUUCUUUGCCGACAACAAUCGGGAAUUGCAAGUGCUGCGCCACGACAAACCCCUGAAGGUGAUCAAGAUUCAACCGCAUUUGUCGCAUGUGCCCGAGUACAUUGUACCCAAGUCACUGAAGCGAUUGGCCAGCAGCACAAACCAACGAAGUUCCAAGCAAUUCAAGAGCUUCUCGUUGGCGAAGUCGACGUACGAAAGUCAGCAGGACAAUCCUCUUCUCUGCUCGUCCAUUGACUAUGCCAAGAAGCGUGCGCCUCGCAGGAAAUGAACAAAACUAAAUUUUUUAUUUUUUUUUUUAAACUUGUCAACCAAAUAAAAUUGUUUUUAUUUAAAUUU
Eupeodes corollae is the source of this 1800-nucleotide messenger RNA. RefSeq names its product probable ATP-dependent RNA helicase DDX56 (gene Hlc). Gene Ontology annotation, cellular component: nucleolus. The record is from RefSeq and is a predicted model, not a curated record. Gene Ontology annotation, molecular function: ATP binding; RNA helicase activity; nucleic acid binding. Bases 119 to 1732 code for a protein of 537 amino acids. NCBI's taxonomy places the organism in Eukaryota, Metazoa, Arthropoda, Insecta, Diptera, Syrphidae. The transcript is spliced from 5 exons.